UCCUUGCUCUAGAGUUUGUGCUGCUGGGGAAUAUAAGUAACACAUGGCAGGUUAAGGGUUAUCAGUCUGACCCAAUAGCAGGGGAGGGUGGGAUAUGACUCAGGAGAAGAUAAUAUGGUUUUGCAUGUUGCACAUACAGCCAAGAGACUGCUCUGCUCUCUAGAUUUGGAGAGUGGGUUCCAAUUGGUGUAUGAGUGUCUCCUGGAAUAACAGGCUCACUGACUUCUAGAAGGAUUCCUACUGGGACAAGACCGGGGAGCUAGAAGACUGAAGAGAAAAUAUACACGUGUGCUUCGGAAAAUGGAUAUUGUGUAUGAUUAUCAGUUUGAAAACGACUCGGAUUAUUGGCUGUGUCACAUUGCAGACAACGGGAGCAUCACCUGUGUCAAUGGAUAUUUCUCCAAUAUGACCCUUCCUGCAAAAGAUAUGCACCAGACUGUGAGGAUUCUGCUCUACUCCCUGAUCUUCCUUCUCAGUGUCCUGGGGAACAGCCUGGUCAUUGCCGUGCUCAUAAGGAACAAGCGGAUGAGAACAGUUACUAACAUUUUCCUACUGUCUCUGGCUGGAAGUGACCUCAUGCUGUGCCUCUUCUGCAUGCCCUUCACUCUUAUUCCCAACCUGCUGCGAGACUUUAUCUUCGGCAGCGCCAUCUGCAAGGCAGCCACCUACUUCAUGGGCAUCUCCGUGAGUGUGUCAACAUUUAACCUGGUUGCCAUAUCUCUGGAAAGAUACAGCGCUAUAUGUAAGCCCCUGCAGUCACGAGUCUGGCAGACUAAAUCCCACGCGCUGAAGGUGAUUGCUGCCACUUGGUGUAUUUCGUUUGCCAUCAUGUCUCCGUACCCAAUUUACAGCACGUUGGUUCCUUUGAACAAGAUUCAGAAUAAGACGACAAACAUGUGUCGUCUUCUGUGGCCCAGUGACCUCACUCAGCAGUCGUGGUAUGUUUUCUUGCUGCUAAUCCUGUUCCUGGUUCCAGGGAUUAUAAUGACAAUAGCAUAUGGCUUCAUCUCUAUGGAGCUUUACAAGGGGAUCAAGUUUGAAGUCAGUCAAAGAAAAGAGCGAUCAAGCAGCAUAAGCAGCAGUCAGUAUGAAAAUGGAGAUGGGUGCUACCUUCAAAGGACCAAGAAAAGGAAGAAGCUUGAAAUGCAGCAGUUCUCCACCCCCCACAAUACCAAGAUUGAAAGAGUGAGGAGCAACAGCUCAGCCGCCAAUCUCAUGGCCAAGAAGAGAGUCAUCCGCAUGCUGAUCAUCAUUGUCAUCCUGUUCUUCAUCUGUUGGACCCCUGUCUUCAGCGCCAAUGCCUGGAGAGCCUUUGACACCGAUUCAGCAGAUAUCAGUCUAUCGGGUGUGCCAAUUUCCUUUAUUCAUUUGCUCUCCUACACCUCAGCCUGCGUCAAUCCCAUCAUCUACUGCUUCAUGAACAAGCGCUUCCGCCUGGGCUUCCUGGCAACAUUCACUUGCUGCACCAAUAGAGGUGUACAGGGCAGGAGAAUGGUCCCAGGAGUAGCAGAUGAAGAGGGGAGGACCACUGGAACUUCUCUGUCCCGAUAUACUUACACCAAUAUCAGUCUUUGUACCACUGCAUCAGCCCCAACAUGAUACUGAGAGUAAAAGCAAGAUACAA
Messenger RNA from Xenopus laevis (African clawed frog), 1624 nucleotides. It is a transcript of the gene cckar.S, whose product is annotated as cholecystokinin receptor type A. Gene Ontology annotation, biological process: G protein-coupled receptor signaling pathway; signal transduction; neuropeptide signaling pathway. Lineage: Eukaryota; Metazoa; Chordata; Amphibia; Anura; Pipidae. Gene Ontology annotation, molecular function: gastrin receptor activity; G protein-coupled receptor activity; neuropeptide receptor activity. The record is from RefSeq and is a predicted model, not a curated record. The coding region runs from base 301 to 1599 and encodes 432 amino acids. Gene Ontology annotation, cellular component: membrane; plasma membrane. The transcript has 5 exons.